AUGGGCGGAUCACGUGAUCUUUGUCCGGUACUCCGACUGAAAGCCCCGUUCAUCGAAGUUUACCCCGUUGCAGUUCAGUUCAACGAACUCGAUCCACAACAAGAUUUUGAGAUGGCGACCAGACAGGCAGCUUGUGAGCCCUGCCGCAAGGCAAAAGUCGCCUGCGACCACAUGUUACCGUGUAAUCGUUGUGAAACCAGUGGCAAGGGCGAGAGCUGCAUCUACAGGACGCGGCCCUUCAAGAGAAAGCAUCCGGAGAUGACUUCGCGCGUGAUUGAGACUCCACAUCAAACUCCUCCUGCCCCGUCCACGGCUUCUCCUGUCCCGGCACGUAACACGUAUCCAAACCCUGGGUACCUGGGCUACUCCAGCCAUGCCACCAUCUUCAAUCAUAUCCCUUCCGAUACUCCAGGGACCCCUGGACCUAGCAAUAGUGGUUCUACAGUCCCGAGGACUAGUCCCCUACAUUCAACACGAAGGGAAGACCCGGUGAUUCAGUGCGGAGCAGAUUUGAUCAAGCGGGCUGUUCUGACUUACAAAUUAAGUGACCUCCAGGGCUUGAUAUCAUUUUGGCUGGCGUUCGGUGUGAACCUGGCCCUCGGAGAACCCUUGGUCGAGCUGUGUGCUGCAACCAUGAGUCGGUUCUGCCAGAAUCUGACCGAGGAGAAUAGCACCUGGUUCUAUACUCAAUCACGGCUUUUGUACUACAACUCGAUGCGAAGGUUAAAGUACAGUCAAAACACCAGCCGAGCCCAGUUCGACGCUCAGUACUUGGAUGAUAGCACAAGGUGGGAAACAGUGGGCUUCUUCUUCACAGCUGUGGCUCGUGCCACGUUCGAUGUCAAGUUCUAUCCCUCUUUAUACAAGGAUGCGGCUGAGCUACUCGGGCUCAGAGAGUUUGCUGCAGACAUCAGUGACUCUUGCCUAGACUUAUGUCUCAAGUUGGACUGCAUGAAUGAUUUACAGCUUGUGCUCCAGUACGAAAACUUCAUCAUUCAUUCCUGCGUUGAUGGAGACCAGAAGCCACUUGAUCAGUACGACACCGCGUACAAGUGGCCGCCGGGAGUCGAGAUCAGCUAUAGGGCAGAAAUGCGUUGGUCUGCAUUAUGUGCUUGUCUAAAGGAAGAGGUCAUGGAAUUGUUAUUCAAAAAGAGGAGCGGCGAAAUUCUCGAAAAGGCAAGUGUGCAGCUCAAUAAGAUCGCGGGCCAUAGCACAAUGGGACGCUUUGCCAAGUCAUUUCAAACUAUCUCGCAGUCUCAAACAAACUACUCAAUCACCGUUCAGCAGAGACUUUCUGGCGAGCUGCUGCAGAACCUCAACGUACUCGUAGCCGAGGUGGACAUGGGUAGCCUUGUGAAGCAAGACGAGCCCAACUACGCUCUGCUCUCGCAAGUAACCCACACAAUAAGAGCUUUUCUUGACUCUGUCAGCUUUGUGGGAAGACAUGGGAGCUCGCAGUUGACGGGAGGAGCACGGUGGACGCAAGGGGCCGAGUUGCUGUCGCCUCAUAUCGAUUUGGCCAACCUGGACUUCGAGAUUGAGUUUUGGCAAAAUCUUGCAGGUUAUUCGUCUUUUCUAGAGGAUGACCCAGCAGGCUUUGUUUCACGGUAG
Molecule: messenger RNA, 1611 nt
Organism: Diaporthe amygdali
Lineage: Eukaryota; Fungi; Ascomycota; Sordariomycetes; Diaporthales; Diaporthaceae
Product: zn 2cys6 transcription factor
Exons: 5
Coding region: 1-1611 (536 amino acids)
Biological process (GO): regulation of DNA-templated transcription
Cellular component (GO): nucleus
Molecular function (GO): DNA-binding transcription factor activity, RNA polymerase II-specific; zinc ion binding
Source: RefSeq, a predicted model, not a curated record